AUGUCUUCCCUACUGAGAGAUGAGAUGCAGAAGAUGGUAUUUCAAUGUGAGGGCCAGAAACUGGUGGAAUUCAUUGAGAUUGAAGAACAGGACCCGGGAAGGCAUUUUCUCUGUGUUUCAGUGGACAAGAGCAAACAGGUACACAUCUGUGUGGUGACAUCGCAAAAGCCUAAGAGGUCCCACAAAAGCGGAUCCAAGAAGAAGAAGCUCCUGCCCCUGGAGACCCAGCGCCUGGGCUUGAUCGACUCCUACAAGAUCACAGACGUCUGGCUCCUGCAGGAUCUGGUCCUCUUAGAUGGACGGAAUGCUGAUGUGGACGAUCCCAGUUUCCUGUUGCACUUUGACAAGGUGCGUCAAGUUACAGCAAUCAACAGUGGCGCCAAGUACGCCAUGGCGCGAGCCCUGCUCGGCCUGAGUGACAAGUACUGCCAGAGCCAGCUGACCCUGCAGAACUUUGACUUAGCUUACAUCCAUCCUACCUGUGUUUACACCGAUCGAGGAGACUGUGUGGUUCUCCUGCAGAUUUGCUUCUACGCUGUUAACCUAGUCUGCCUGUCUCUCUGUCCUGUGCCACUGGACUGAGCGCAUGUAUAUGCAGUGCACCCAUGUGCGUGUGUGUACGCGCUUGUGUGUAUUUCUAAACUCAAACGUUACUUUUGUGACGAAUGUUAGUUUGUGAAAUAUUAUGAUUCCAUGUGUGCUAAACUGACACAAGGCUAAAGACUGGUAAUAAACCUUACAAGGAACUGAAAUAGUACAAUUAUUUGACUGGUUGACAGAAAGAUACACAACCGACCCAUUAGAUGGCAGCAGUCAAACAAAAUUAGCCUCUGACAUCAUUUCAAUGUUUUU
This is a messenger RNA of Osmerus eperlanus (European smelt), 852 nucleotides long. It is a transcript of the gene exoc1l, whose product is annotated as exocyst complex component 1 like. Bases 1 to 582 code for a protein of 193 amino acids. The record is from RefSeq and is a predicted model, not a curated record. Lineage: Eukaryota; Metazoa; Chordata; Actinopteri; Osmeriformes; Osmeridae. The transcript has 3 exons.